CAUCAACAGCAUCUAGGUCUCCGUCUCCUAUAAUUGCUUCUCCUCCUGACUAUCGUGGAGAACGGCAAAUCAUGAGUGCAGGAGCAGGUGGAAGUCUGCUCGUCGCGCGAUCUCCGCCUUCACAUUUAGGAGUAGCAUCACUUCCAACACCAGAUAUUAGCUACAAUGCUGGACUCGGUCACGGCACCAGUUAUCCUGUAGUGGAUUACAACAAUGUUUCAGCAGACACUCUUCAAUAUAAAGACGAUGAUGAACAAUCUGUCAUUCUUGAUUCAAGUAGAACCAGCAGAAGCAUAGAAGAAGGAAGCGGAUCAAUUUCCGCCACGACGUCCGGCACACAGGGAAACACUAACCCUAAAGCAGGAGGUGGCCUUUCACCAGUUGCACGGACAACGAUCAUCGUUGUGUCGACUUUGGUUGGCACCGCAAUCCUUGGAACGGGAGCAGCAAUCUUAAUCACCGCGAAAAUGGCGUCAGCAGCAGCUGCACAGGCCGUAGCGAGCUCACUGGCUGCCGUGGGACCCGUGCCGUGACGAGAGGUUGGCGGGUAAGUGUUUGGAUGUACUUCUAGAUGUAAAAAUGAAAAUUCGAACUCAAAGUCAAAAUUUCUUCUGUUAAAAAAAGUAUCGAAAUUCGAAUUCCUAUUACUAGAUAGAAGAAGUAGAAGUACUAGAUAGAACAAAACGUUUCUUUUUGUCUGAUGAAAAAUGUAUGAAUGUAGAUAUACGGGACUAUCCUCCUUUUUUUGUAAAUUAACAUAGAUAUUAGGUGCUGGUUGUAAACGUAGCUGCAGUGCUGAAACUCAUAACUGCCGUCACUACCACAAGGAAGAUUAUUCACGUUACAUACCUACGUACUGCUAGUGCUACUAGUCAUGAAGAUAAAAAUGUAAACGAUUGUUGAGAUCAACAUCAGUUAAGAAUAAGAGAGUAGAACUGGAGGGACAAGGACUAGACUUGUCUUUCACAUAGGAGUCUCUACAACAAGAACAACGAGUACAACAUGAUCACUGACUACACAUGAAUUCGGUUCCGGGUAAUAUGAAAAGUAGUUCGUGUUCGUCCUCCUCCACCGAUUUGAGUAGUACUCCACCAAGAAGAUUAAGAUGAAAAAGGGUGUCUUGUGUUGGACGAGGACGAACGCGAUGAAUCUUGUGUGACGGCGAAGUCGAGGCAUCCUAGUAGCCUAUUCUACUAGUUGUACUAGCAUCAAUAAUAACAUCUAGGCGAUUACAGUACCCAUACAUAAACAUAGAUGCAGACUAGUAGAAGUACAGCCAGAAAAUGUCAACUGUUCAGUUUUUCAAUUCGACGAAAGUAGACUGAAAGAUCAGCGUGUUUUCUUUUGAUCUAAAGUUUUAUUUUUUCGUCGUUUUUUUCAUUUGAAUCUACCACUUUCAGGACUACACAUACAAAAAAUGAACAAGGAAGAAAGUAGCAGUUUCUAAGUAUGUACAACCUACGUACAACUUAGGAUAAAUCAAGAACAAACAACUACAAAAAAAACAGUACUCAAAAUGGAUUGAUCUUCUUGUUCAACCCUUCACGGUUCAUGUUAGGAAAGAAGCAACAACGACAAAGCUCGUUGCUUGAAUGUCUGCCAGUAUCAAACGUUUAACUUCAUGAAGAAUUUGGUGUCCUCAACAUGAGCGAGACAAACUAAGAGACAAGCCUCUCGGAAAACGAAUCAAUGGUCGUGACAACUCCAUGCUCGCAUUGCUAGUGAUGGAGGUUCUCUCCGAU
Messenger RNA from Amoebophrya sp. A25, 1742 nucleotides. NCBI's taxonomy places the organism in Eukaryota, Dinophyceae, Syndiniales, Amoebophryaceae. The record is from the annotation of a GenBank genome assembly.